CAUUCUUAAAGUGCCACAGACAGAAUGCGGGUGAAUGUGCAGCGGUGGACGUUGUACGUCUUGUUGUUGAUGUCGGGGGCCCGAGGGAACCAACAAAAUGAGGCUUCUAUUGUAGAAGACCAGAAUAAAAAAGAAGAUAAUGUUAAUUUAGAGUCUGCUUCAAUAUCUGCACAUCCCGAAAUUGCACCAGCCUCUGAGCCUAUUCAGUACAAGACUGCAGAGAUUGCUGAUGCAAUGCAGGCAACUGACAUUCCAACCAACCCAGCAGUGCUACUUUCUAUGGUUCCUAGAGAGGUUAUGGACUUAAAAGUCUCGGAAAGUGAAAGCUCUGUUUGCGACAGCACAAUAGAAGAAGCCGAAUGCAGUGCUUAUGAACAUUUGAAUGAACCUGCAGAUGCGCAAGACAAAGGAAACAGUGAAACUCCUGAGCGAGAUACAGAGCAGGCAAAGGCAGAGGAAAGCAACAACACAGACAGCAGCAAACCUCUCAAAGUCAACUGCGAAGAGCGCAACAUUACAGGAAUAUCAAAUUUUACUGUCAACAUUCUCAACAUUACACAGGAUCUAAUGGAGUUCCUUAAUCCCAAUAGCAGUGAAUGCACGUUGGUAUUGUUCUACACCCCUUGGUGCCGCUUUUCUGCAGGCCUGGCCCCUCAUUUCAAUACUCUGCCAAGAGCGUUUCCUACGUUACAUUUCUUGGCACUAGAUGCUUCACAACACAGCAGCCUUUCAACUCGAUUUGGCACAGUAGCAGUUCCUAACAUCCUGCUGUUUCAAGGGGCCAAACCUAUGGCGAGAUUUAAUCACACUGAUCGGAAGCUGGAAGCGCUCAAGUCUUUUAUAUUUAAUCAGUCAGGUAUAGAAGCAGUGCCUGGGGUGGUAGUUACUGAAGAUGACUGUGAGAGUCCAUUACCCUGUGCUCCAACUGUAGGAAUUGAUUGGCUUCUUGUAUUCUCUGUGAUCUAUGUAACCAUUUUCAUCGUAUAUGCCACUAUGCAGACUGAAAGUAUCCGCUGGCUUAUACCUGGGCAAGAGCAUGAGCAUCAAGAAUGAAACGCUAUCAGACCAUGUCCAUAAAAAGAAGCUAAAACAGGAUGCAUGUGGUCUAAAACCCCAACUUGGCUCCACAGCAUUGGCCUAGUUUUUAUGGUCCGCUGACCCAAAAGGCAUGUGAUUUCAGUGAUGGGUUCUGAAUGUAUCAGAAAUGAUAUCCGCUUACUCCUGACAAAUUAAAAAAACAAAUUCAUGAA
Molecule: messenger RNA, 1250 nt
Organism: Xenopus laevis (African clawed frog)
Lineage: Eukaryota; Metazoa; Chordata; Amphibia; Anura; Pipidae
Gene: txndc15.L
Product: thioredoxin domain containing 15 L homeolog
Exons: 5
Coding region: 25-1053 (342 amino acids)
Biological process (GO): cilium assembly
Cellular component (GO): ciliary membrane; cilium
Source: RefSeq, marked provisional